Messenger RNA from Larimichthys crocea (large yellow croaker), 4914 nucleotides. RefSeq names its product dynein, cytoplasmic 1, light intermediate chain 2 (gene dync1li2). Gene Ontology annotation, cellular component: centrosome; cytoplasmic dynein complex. Gene Ontology annotation, molecular function: dynein heavy chain binding. Bases 79 to 1557 code for a protein of 492 amino acids. Gene Ontology annotation, biological process: microtubule cytoskeleton organization; microtubule-based movement. The record is from RefSeq and is a predicted model, not a curated record. NCBI's taxonomy places the organism in Eukaryota, Metazoa, Chordata, Actinopteri, Sciaenidae. The transcript is spliced from 13 exons.
UGUGUGGAUGAGGGCGGUGCUAACGGUGCCCAAGAGAAGCAGGGCCUUGCCUUUGUGGUCUGUAGAGAGAGAGAGAAGAUGGCUCCCGUUCUGGAGAAACAGCUCCCGGGCGCAGCCGGGACAGGCGACAAUAACAACGAAGAUGAAGAAGGACAAAACCUUUGGUCCUCAAUACUGAGUGAAGUCUCGACUAGAUCGAGUUCAAAGUUGCCAUCAGGAAAGAAUAUCCUGGUAUUUGGUGAGGAUGGAUCGGGAAAAACGACACUCGUGGCCAAACUUCAAGGAGCUGAUCACAACAAGAAAGGAAGGGGACUGGAGUAUCUGUACCUAAAUGUCCACGAUGAGGACAGAGAUGACCUUACCCGCUGCAACGUGUGGAUCCUGGAUGGAGACCUAUACCACAAAGGCCUGCUUAAGUUUGCUGUUUCAGCGCAGUCACUACCUGACUGUCUAGCUGUGUUUGUUGCCGAUAUGUCACGGCCCUGGACCAUUAUGGAGUCACUGCAGAAAUGGGCCAGUGUGUUACGUGACCAUGUGGACAAGCUCAAGAUCCCACCCGAGGACAUGAGGGAAAUGGAGCAGAGGAUGGUGAAAGCGUUUCAAGAGUACGCAGAACCGGAGGAUGCCACCCCAUCCUCCCCACAGAGACGGGCCCCGACAGCAGGGGAAGACGAGGCCGUUGUGCUACCACUUGGGGACAACACACUCACACACAACCUGGGCAUUCCAGUGCUAAUAGUUUGCACAAAGUGUGACGCAGUCAGCGUACUAGAGAAGGAGCACGACUACAGAGAGGAGCACUUUGAUUUCAUCCAGUCCCACAUCAGGCGAUUUUCCUUACACUAUGGAGCUGGCCUGAUCUAUACUUCAGUCAAAGAAGAGAAGAACCUGGACCUGCUUUACAAAUAUAUAGUACAUAAGAUGUAUGACUUCCAGUUCACCACACCUGCCAUAGUGGUGGAGAAGGAUGCAGUGUUCAUCCCAGCUGGAUGGGAUAAUGAGAAGAAAAUUGGGAUUUUGCAUGAAAACUUCACGACAGUCAGACCCGAAGAUCCAUUUGAAGAUUUUAUCACAAAGCCUCCAGUACGGAAGCUGGUUCAUGACAAAGAGAUAAAUGCAGAGGAUGAGCAGGUAUUCCUGAUGAAGCAACAGUCUUUGUUAGCAAAACAGCCAGCCACGCCAACAAGAGGAGCCACAGAGUCUCCAGGACGAACAGCCUCGGGGAGUCCAAGGCCUGCGGGACGCGCCGGCCAACCCACUGUGACCAGCGGCUCACCAAUGGCUGCCGUCAAAAAGCCUGACCCCAACAUGAAAGCAGGGGCUGCCAAUGAGGGAGUGCUGGCUAACUUCUUCAACAGCCUGUUGAGUAAAAAGACUGGAGCCCCAGGGAGCCCAGGAAGUGGAGCAGUUGGAGCCGGAGUGCAGGGGUCCGCCAAGAAAACAGGGCAGAAGCCGGGUUUGACUGACGUCCAGGCCGAGUUGGACAGGAUGACUCGCAAACAAGACUCCAUGGUUUCAGCUAACAACAUACCACCGCCGGCAGAGAACGAAGCGUGAAGGCAACAAAAACAACUGCAUCGUCCACUGCAUUAAUACUCUGGAAAAAAAAAUACAUGUACAUGUGAGCAUAAAGGAAAAAAAUUGACCAAAUUCCCAAUGUCUAUAUCAGUCAGCGCGCACACACAGUGGUUUCACCAAAAUGAGUUUCAGAUGCUAUCAAGAUAUUUUGGUGUUCUGGUGAGAUGGGAAGAGAGAGAGAGAGGACGAAGGUGUUAAUGAGAUAAGUGUUGAAGGCUGGGCUUUAUUGCUGCCCUCUCUUCCAUUGUAAAUGUUCUUUUUGUGAGAGGUGUCAGUUUACGGAAAUGCGCGCACACUCCCUGGCAGCCAGCCUGCUGUGCUGGGCCGCAGGCCCCCCAGUUUUCUGGGGUGCAACACCCUCCUCGUGGGUUUAAAGAGUGGGAAAUCUUAGCGGUCCUGUGGCCUCUCAUUGAGCUUAUAUCAUAGAAGGAGAAGAUUUGACUGUGAUUGGAAAGAUAUUUAAACUUUAAAUAUAUUCAUUGCGAAAAGUAAUUAAACUUGCAAAACGUAUGUAGUAAUGUUAAAAAAAAAAAAAAAAAAAAAUUGUUGGAUAUGAUACUGAUGUAUUUAUACAAAGGUCCUCCUUUUUAUUUUAUUUUGCGCACCAAUUUAUCGGUUUAAGGAAACGUUCAUCUGUAUCACUUCAAACAUCGCUGACGUCAUGACACUAAUAUGACAAGUCCAGAUAGCUGAUAGCAUAUCACACCAUUCGCCCUGAUCAUCUCGAAGGAUUCUGUAAAUAUAAAUACAAAAAAAAAAAAUCUAUUCAGGUUAACUUUGAUUUUGUAUAAAACGCAAUUCUGUCCAAAUUCAGAAAAAAAAGCUUCUUUGACUAAAUGAGACUGGUUGGGAUUUGUCAGGCUGCAACAGAAUCGCUUCUUUAGCUACAGGUGUGUAUAUUUGGGGAGGGGGUUGGGCAGCAUCUUUCCUACUAUAACUCCGAAGUGCCUCGCACAGUUAGCUGUUUGUGUCAUAGUAGAGGUGCUUGUCUACAUAAGAGGAAAUGCACUGUAGCACCAUCGGUUAAAAGGUUUUUUUUUUUUUUUUGUCCAUUUCUUGUCAUCCAAAUAAUUUAUUUUGUUUUACAUUUUUGUUAAUGUACAACAAGCCUGUGGUCUCUGUUAUUUCUCGGAAAUACAAUUUCUGUGGCCUAGCUGAUAGUGUUCAAUUGAGCAGUAGAUUGAAUGCCUGCAUACAAACUGUAAAGGUUGCUGAUAUUAAGAAGAAAAAACCACAGGAUGGAACUUUUGGGUCCUCCCCCCCCCAGACGAACACCUCACUGUGGUUGAAACCACUCGCUUUGCAGCCAAAAGACACACAAUGGUUUGUUGUGGUUUUGAACAAAAUGAGAUAUUGUAUCCGUCAGCGUUUUAACAGCACUGUCCUCCUGCGGUUUCGCGUGUUUUACUCUCACUUGUACCUCGCAUGUCAGUUAAAACAUUCCCAGUUUCUACAUGAAGUAGCUGUAGAAACACACCUCUGUAGGAAACCUGUUCAUCCAGCCAGGUCUUUUUGUUUCUCUUUCAGUGCCCAUUUAAAAAGAAAAUGUCCUUUGCCUUCAAUGUACAGCUGCCUUCACAGCAAUGCUCCUAAUUAAUUUGUGUGUCCUUAAGGGGUUGCUUAAUUGUCUUAUGUAAUUUCUCUUCUUUUUUUAAAUGAACUCCAUUCUAACUGUACCAUAUCAUCAAGUAAUCUGUACUGAUAUUUAUGGUUUCACGACACCGUGAUCUAAUCUAAAUGAAUUAAAUGUACGUCAUCAUUAAGUCUGUAUGCAAGGCCCUCCUUAAUCCAAUGGAUAGUGUACAUCAAUAGCUUUCAGAGAAUUAAUGGCAGGUGUGAAGAGAGCAGCUAUUUGCUAUUCAAACAAUGGCACAAAAAGGAAAAACCGGAGUGAAUUGGAACAUGGAACCAAAGAUGCAUAUUAGUCACUCUUUUCUGCUUUUCUAGUCUGUAAUCAUCCAUAAGAUUAACGAGCGGCCGUUUUGUCUUUGUCCUACUCUUGCAUGGAGCUCUGCAUUCCAAACUUUCAGACCUGUUUAUGAAGUUUAGUUUUGAAUAACGCCCUUUAAAAAAACAAAAAAAAAACCCGAAUAGAAAUGCCUUACUCCACUCAACCAUAUCCAGGGUUUCAGGAGUCAGGGGAGGAAAAGAAUACCAUUACUGUGUACAGCAGAUUAUGGUCAAUUCUCUUAACUUGUCUACCAUUUAACUUCAUUUCUAAUUUGCUCUGUAAGGGAAUAACCACAAGACCAUAUUGGUGUACAUACAGGAUUUGAUUUAUUGUCAAAAUUCUCCUACACAUGUUCUCUGGAUUUAUCAAAAUGAAGCUCUUAUUAUUUUUUUGUGACUGAGUGAAAUGUGCACAUGAGGGUCUGUUGCCGUAAUGGAUGAAGCACAAUUAUAGAACAGCCAGAAGCCGUACCGCCACAUGUUGAGAAAAAAAAAAAGCACUUUUCCCUCUGACACUUGUAUCAAUUUAAUAUUGGUACAGUUAAAGAUACUGAAUGCAUAUUUUUCUUUCUGCCUUGCCUUUUUUUUUUUUUUUUCCUUAGAACAUUUAGUCAUAAAUUUUGAAGUUACCCUUCACAGUAAAACUUCAUUAUUUAUCUGCAUUUGCUGCUUAAGGAAGGUGCCCCUGGUGGUCAGCUAUGGAAUAAGCGCUUUCUGCCUGUGAUAUUGUACAUUACACCUUUUUUGCUUGGGAUGUUUUUGAAGUAGAUAAACCAAAUAAACUUCCAUUCAUUUUAAGGUUUGUCCUUUUUGCCCAUGAAACGUCCCCGUGUCUGUGUUUACAUCCUAUUAAGGCAUAAUUUUCAUUCACCCAUACGCACGUUCUGUUUCAAACAAUUGUCACCCUAACUUGAUUUUUCUUUCUAAAACAUGGCCACACAAAAUUUGAUUUAGUUGAGUGGAAUGAAGUGCUCUCAUGCUGCUUGGUUUCAAAGUCGCACUUGCUCUUAGUAAAGAUUGGAUUUUGCUUUCCCCGAGAUUGAAUAUUGAACCAACGUCGUAACUUUUGUACUCAAACGACAGUUGAAAGCGACUGCCUCUUCACAUCCUUAACUGAAUUGCCUUCGACCACUAUCAACAGUCUGCAUCUAUACGAGACUUUGAGCUUCUGCUUCCUUUUUUAUAUUCAGGAUAUCAAGACAUUGUAAAAGCACAUGGCUGGCUGCAUUUUUGUGUCCUGGAUAAAUUCAGAAGUUUGAUUGUAUGACUUUAACACAACUCUGUAGCCUCUAAGCUGCCAUGUGGAUUCUAGCUUCUUACGCAGACAAACAUAAGGAAAAUGUUUAUCAGACCCCUGGCUUCAAUAAAACAAAGAAUCCAAACUUU